Messenger RNA from Raphanus sativus (radish), 1716 nucleotides. Its product is annotated as RNA-dependent RNA polymerase 6-like. Gene Ontology annotation, cellular component: nuclear RNA-directed RNA polymerase complex. Gene Ontology annotation, biological process: siRNA processing. The transcript is spliced from 2 exons. Bases 181 to 1689 code for a protein of 502 amino acids. Lineage: Eukaryota; Viridiplantae; Streptophyta; Magnoliopsida; Brassicales; Brassicaceae. Gene Ontology annotation, molecular function: RNA binding; RNA-directed RNA polymerase activity. The record is from RefSeq and is a predicted model, not a curated record.
CACGAUUAGCACAACACUCUCUUCCGUUGACUGGUAGAAGACGAUGGUUGAUGGUUUUUAGCUAUGGCGGUUCCACUGUACUAAUCGCUCACUCUCCUAUUAUCCUUUUCUUCUCCGCAUUGCUUCCAUGUCUCUCCCGAUCUCACUGCCAACCUUGAGAUCGAAGAUAUCACUUUGAGAAUGGGGUCAGAAGGAAACAUCAAGAACACGGUUGUGACACAAGUAAGCGUUGGUGGGUUUGGGGAUAAAACAACUGCAAAAGAGCUUACAGAUUACCUUGAAGAAGAAGUAGGACUCGUUUGGCGAUGCAGAUUAAAAACUUCUUGGACUCCUCCUGGUUCUUAUCCUAAUUUCGACAUCACUGACACUUCAAACAUCCCCACGUUUGAUGGUUACAAGAGAGUGGAGCCUCAUGCCUUUGUCCAUUUCGCGGUUCCUGAGUCAGCAGGUCGUGCAAUGGAUGCUGCGGGGCAAUCCAAGCUCAUCCUCGAUGGCCAGCCUUUGAAAGUCAGCUUGGGGCCUAAGAACCCGUACACGCUUAACCAGAGAAGAAGAACGACAACACCUUAUAAGCUGACUGGUGUUUCGAUUGAGAUUGGGACCUUGGUUGCCCGCGAUGAGUUUCUUGUUUCUUGGAGAGCUGAAGGGGUUGAUUUCCUCGUAGACCCUUUUGACAACACUUGCAGAUUUUGCUUCACAAAGAGCACUGCCUUCUCUUUGAAGGACACAAUGAUGUACGCUGUGAUCAACUGUGAUUAUAAGUUGGAGCUAUUGGUGAGAGACAUACGAACAGUCAGGCAGUAUAGAACUCUUGAUGGCUAUGUGCUACUCUUGCAGCUGGCUUCAUCACCCCGUGUCUGGUACAGAACAGCCGAUGAUGAUAUCUAUGAAACUGUUCCCGUCGAUCUCUUGGAUGAUGAUGACCCUUGGAUCCGUACCACUGAUUUUACCCAGGCUGGGGCAAUUGGCCGAUGCCUUACAUAUCGAGUGCUCAUAUCUCCUCGGCAUGAGAAGAAAAUGAAUACAGCCUUGGACUAUCUAAGGGCGCGGAGAGUGCAUGAGGAGCGUGUGAGGUGGCCUCCCAGGAUUCGUGAUGAGCCCUGUUUUGGGGAGCCUAUUACAGAUCAUUUCUUCUGCAUUCACCACAGGGAAGGAAUCUCCUUUGAGAUCAUGUUCCUAGUAAAUGCAGUGCUGCACAGAGGGGUUUUUAACCAGUUUCAGUUGACUGACCGCUUCUUUGAUCUUCUCAGAAACCAACCCAAGGAUGUCAAUAUAGCUACCCUCAAGCAUCUCUGUACCUAUAAACGACCCGUUUUUGAUGCGUACAAGAGGCUGAAGCUUGUUCAGGAAUGGAUUCAGAAUAAUCCAAAGCUUUUAGGGAGUCAUGUGCAGUCAGAUGAUAUCUCUGAGAUUAGAAGGCUAGCGAUUACUCCAACCAGAGCUUAUUGCCUGCCCCCAGAAGUUGAGCUCUCCAACAGGGUACUCAGGAAAUACAAAGCUUUGUCUGAUAGAUUUUUGCGCGUAACUUUCAUGGACGAAAGCAUGCAGACCAUGAACUCAAAUGUUCUUUCGUACUUUGUUGCUCCGAUUGUGAAGGAUCUUACCUCAAGCUCUUUCUCCCAGUAUAACUCUAUGAUAUUUCUGAAAGUGCUGGAUGCUUUGUUUUUGCAUGCUUGUAGUAGUGAUUAACUGAUUAUAUAUGCUUGCUUCUGAGUU